Drosophila melanogaster (fruit fly) is the source of this 457-nucleotide messenger RNA. RefSeq names its product spt4 (gene spt4). Gene Ontology annotation, biological process: regulation of DNA-templated transcription; transcription elongation-coupled chromatin remodeling. Gene Ontology annotation, cellular component: nucleus. The coding region runs from base 89 to 439 and encodes 116 amino acids. Gene Ontology annotation, molecular function: zinc ion binding. The transcript has 3 exons. NCBI's taxonomy places the organism in Eukaryota, Metazoa, Arthropoda, Insecta, Diptera, Drosophilidae. The record is from RefSeq and is marked reviewed.
UUAGAGUACGGUCACUCUGUCAGUGUCGUGGCUUGGUUUUGCACGGAUUUUGUAUUUUUAGUUUUAAACCCAUAAUUGAUAAGUAAAUAUGGCCUUUGACGCGAUACCCAAGGAUCUGCGAGGACUUCGCGCCUGCCUCGUUUGCUCCCUAGUGAAGAGUUUUGAUCAAUUUGAGACUGAUGGCUGUGAAAACUGCGAGGAGUUCCUGCGAAUGAAAAACAACAAGGACAAUGUCUAUGAUCACACUAGCAACAACUUUGACGGAAUUAUUGCCCUAACUACGCCCACCGACUCCUGGGUGGCCAAGUGGCAAAGAUUGUCCCGCUUUACUCGUGGUAUCUAUGCCAUUUCUGUAUCCGGAACACUGCCGCAGUCUACCUUACGUGACAUGAAGAAUCGUGGAAUUGUCUACAAAUCUCGGGACAGAAGUCAACGAUAAACAAACAGAUUGCCGUAC